Molecule: messenger RNA, 4155 nt
Organism: Trichomonas vaginalis G3
Lineage: Eukaryota; Parabasalia; Trichomonadida; Trichomonadidae
Product: coiled-coil domain-containing protein 180 family
Exons: 1
Coding region: 1-4155 (1384 amino acids)
Source: RefSeq, a predicted model, not a curated record
AUGUCUUUGUUAUCCGUUUCUAAGAACAGAGCUGACGAACCACAAGGUUCAAGUGGUGUUUUAGCUCGUUAUCAGGAACGGUUAGCUUCAAAAUAUUCUCAGAUAGUUAAAAAAUUGCAAGAUAAGGCGAAUUCGCAAUCAUCAGAAUGUCGAAUGCAAAUGGCAAAUAAAAUGAUGCUUUACCGUCAAGCAGAAUCCGAAAUAUUGACGAAUCAAAAAGCAAUUUGCGACUCUCUCGGUACAACUCAAGAACAUUAUGACGUUUUAAAGGAAAAACUACAAAAAUUAUCUGAUGAACUACUAGAAAAAUCGAGAAAUCUUAAAACAGACUGCAUGGAGCUUUAUGACAACACAUUUAAAUCAUUACAUCCAUUAGUUGAAGAAUGUUUUAACGAAUCUCAAGAUAUUAUACCACAAAUGCCUGUUGCUUAUGCAGAUAAAUUACCUCGUUGUGUCUCAACACUUAACGUAAAUUACCUUAGGAACAAGCAAGAACUGAUUAAAACAUUUUUCACAAUAGAAUUAGGAGUUAUGAGGCAAAACGCAUCAUUAAUGGAUGAGUUUCAGCAUAGAACUGACGAAUGGAAAGCAAAUAGAUUCAAUAGUCUCGUUGCUGACGCUAAAAACAAAUUUAAUCCGAAUAAUACCAUCGAUCUUAUGCCAUUUUACGAAAACUUCCAUCAAGAACAAGGACGAUUUACACUUUGCUGCAAGAAAUUACUGCAAAAUAUAUCUCUUGUCGCUCCUCCAGCACAAUUUUCGAUGGAUGAUCUGAAUAAGUGGUGGGCAGAGGUAGAAGACAUAUUAUCAUUGCAUGCAGAGUUCAUUAAACAGUUUACAGCUAAAUUACAAGCGAAAGUUGACGAAGUUAACAACGAAAAUGCGGAAUACUUACAGAAACUCGAACAAGAGCUCGUUACUCUUAAAGAGGAGACAGAAUCAAGUGCAGCCAUUGCUGAAAUUACCCCGUUAUUACGCGCAAGUCAAAAAUAUAAUGCAACAGUUGUUGAAAAAUUAACAAAAUACUGGGAAAACCGCAAAGUCGCUCUUAGAAAAUCAUUUGAAUCGAUCAAAGAGUUUGUAACUCCACUUAUUAACGAUUAUGCAGAAUAUACAACUAAAUUAAACACAUUUAAGCAGAAUUACGAGACAGAACAGAAGACAGUCGAUGAACAAAGUACUCAGCUACUUGAUGGUUACGAACAAACCCUUACACAAAAGACAAAUGAAAUCACUACUCUUGUUGAUGCUCAAAAGAUCAAACAAUGUGUUGAUGACUGCAAGCAAACAUUAUCCAAGAUCGAAGCCGAAUACAGGGAGCACUACAAGAAGGUUUUAGCCAUAAUUGAAAAACAACCAGGCGAAUUAGUUUCAAUUUACGAAUCAUCAGAGACCAAUAUGCUCACAAAACUCAAGAUGAAGAAGACUGCAAACAGUACAGAGUUCGAUGAAGCAACAGCUCUCAAUACAUCAGCAUCAACUCGUCAAAAGUCCAAUUCCAGGGCUCCUAGACGUACUCCAAAGGCCAAGGAGUCGAAGACAACAGCUCUCAAUGUAUUCUCAUUCAGUCUCGAGAACGGCGCCAAAUUUGAAGAAAUUGAAUCGAUCGCAGUCAUUCCCCCGAUCGACGAAUACACCGACGAACCUGAGGUAUCAGCUCACGGCAAAGGAAAAGGCAAGGCACCACCGAAAAAGCCGGCCAAACCACCGCCAAGACCGAAGAAACCCGGCCAAAAAGGAAAAGGCGACGAAUUCGAAGAAGUCGAAGCCCCAGAAUUCUCUGUUACAGAGACCCUUCCUAAAGUCGACGGAAACAUCAUAGUUUACGUAUAUACUCCGUUCAAUACAGAUAUUAUUGAUUGGAUUAACCAGUUCAGACGAAUAAUUAUCACUGAUAUUAAUAGUAUUUAUUCCAAUCAGAUGAGGAGUGUGAGCGAUACCCAAGUUAAACAAGAUUUAGUCGAUCAAUUAAAUGAGAGAUUAAGAACUCACGCUCCACGAGCCAAUGCAAUUGAACUAAACAUUGCACAGGCAAGAACCCUUCAAAUAGAAUCAAGGAAAGUCCAAUUAGAGAAGCAUUUCAGACAUGCUGUUGCUCAAUUCAACCAAUCCAACACAAACAUCGAAGGAUUGAUUGCCAGAAAGAAGACAGCGCUAGAAAAGGAAUGCGAGAAACUUGAUACAUAUGUAAAUGACUUAAACAACGAGAAAAGUUCCACGAAUUUCUCAGUUUUGGGUCAAAAUUUACAUAUCAGCGAACGCCAGUUCAAUGCAAGUUUAGAAGCAACUAGACAAGACUUGAUGAAAGAGAUUGACAAUCUCCAGAAGUUCACGAAUGAUUCUAACGAGAGAUUCAUCAAAAACAUCGUUGGUGAUGAAGGAUGUCCACAAGAAGAAACAGACAUGGCAAAUGAAUAUUUCGGAAGAAUGAAAGAACAAGUUGACAUCGUUAUAGGUAAGAUGAGAGAAAACGCAAAUGGACAACUCGACCAGAUCAACCAGAGAUGCCAGGAGAUCCUCCAGAACUUCGAUUCUUUGAUGCCAAUACAUCAAGCUGAUGUAAGUUUCAUCGAACAAUUAAAUUCAAUGGAAAUGGAAGCGAAAUCGAAAUUCGAAACUUUGUUGGCGAGAAACAAAUCAAGGGAGUCCGAAAUCGACUUCGCAAUACAAAAAGCAACAGAAGCACAGGCUUAUGUAUCAGGAGAACCUCAACAAGUCAUGUUGAAGCAGUUCGAAUCUUUGGAUAACAUAAGAGUUUUGAUGGCAAAAAGAGGAAAUUAUUUGUCACUUUUGACAUCAAAUGUUUCAACGGAACCCAUUGGUUAUACAAUAGAUUUAGGUGAUGAAGGUGGAGAUAAAGUUGCUCCAAUGGAAUCACCAACUGCAAAAGGCUCAGAUUCCAAAGGAAAACGUCCGAAAUCGAAGAAAUCAGAAAGAGAUUCCAAACCAAAAGAAGCUCCAAAGAAACAAGAUGUCAAAGCGAAAGCAACAGACAAAGUUGAUAAAACUGAAGAUAAAACAGAAAGUACUUUAUCUUUCUCUCAACACUUACAAAACAUCGGUCAAGAUUUCACUGCUGCCGUUAAUAAAUCUUCAACUGAUUACUAUAACACAUUGAAGGGAAGAAAGAUCGGAAUCACAAGGACAGAACAGAUUCCUCCAGCACAACAAGAACUCGUUGACAAUAUGCAGCAAAGAUGGACAAAGCUCAUUGAAUCAAGCCAAUCUGUUACAGAACAAAGCGUUUUGAGAUUCAGAUCACAAGUAAUUAAUGCAUCAACUGUUGCGAGAUCAGCUGCAAAAGUUAUAUUCGAUUGCUUCGAGAAAUAUUACGACCAAAUGGUUGUUACAGCCAGAUCUGAUGUACAACAGAAAUUCGAGGUCGACAUGAAGCAAUUACAAGCUGAAAGAACAAAGAACAAACAGAAUUUGACGCCUGCUUUAGCUGAUCCAAAUAACAGUGAACAAUUCGCGCAAUUGAUUAACCAAGAACAAGAUAGAACUGCCAAGGAAUCUAAAACAAUCAUGGAGUUCCAAGGCGGUGUUUUAUCUGCGGAAAAACAUGUUGCGCAGUUGUUUAUGACACAUAUUCCUGUUGUCAGCCAAAUGUGUCUCCAAUUGUUCGAUGGAUUCAUUUUAACAGACGAUUUGAAACAAGGAGCAGCUCCUGGCGCUAAGAGAAAGACAAUGAAGGAAUUACUCAAAGAAAAGAUGAGACAAGAAGGAAAUGGACCAGUUGAUCAGACAAGAAACGUAAAGAUAAGACAAUGGCCAGCAUUGCCUGCACAAAUGUCUCCUUUGAAUCCACAAACACCAACAGAAGGAACAGGAACAGCUGAGAAAUCAGAGAGAUCUGGUUCAAGAAAGAAGAAGAGACCAGCAAAGACAGAAAAGACUGUAGCUGCCGAACCAUCCAAUGAUAAAGAAUCUGGUGUUGUUUUGUCUUCUCUUGAUACUGUUUUACAUCAUGGCGCAAUUGUCGAAAGAAACAGAUGUUUCGAUGAAUACGAAGAGAAACUAAAGAAGAGAAUUGAUGAGUUCCAGGAAUACACGAAAUCCCUUAUUAAUGAUAUGAAUGCAUUCACUGCUCAUUGGAAGCUUUGCGUGCAAAAGAUCAAACCAAAUAACUCAUUCUUUGAAACACAAAAUGUUUAA